This is a messenger RNA of Pistacia vera, 816 nucleotides long. Its product is annotated as stigma-specific STIG1-like protein 2. The coding region runs from base 68 to 529 and encodes 153 amino acids. The record is from RefSeq and is a predicted model, not a curated record. The transcript has a single exon. Lineage: Eukaryota; Viridiplantae; Streptophyta; Magnoliopsida; Sapindales; Anacardiaceae.
AAACAAUCCAACCCCUAAAAUAUACCAACCCUCACUCAUCUCUCUCCCCCUCUCACCUCUCAAAACAAUGAAACUCAUCAAAAUCAUCUUGACCAUCGCCAUAACAAUGGCCAUAACCAUCACUCUCACCAUGCAAAACAUCGGGAACGUCGAGGAGACACCUUCAUCGUCCACGUCGCCAUUCGAGAAUGGAUAUCCUACUCAUGAUAACACGAUCGUCUUGCCUACUAAACGGGGCAGCCGGUUUCUCGCAGAGGUGAAGAACCCUAGAGCUGCUGAUCACUGCCACAAAGAUAAUGAAGUCUGUUACGCUCAAGGCCAGAACGCGACAUGCUGCAACAACAAGUGCAUGGACUUAUCGACCGAUGACAAAAACUGCGGUGCCUGCAAGAAUAAGUGCAAGUACACAGAAACUUGCUGCCGCGGCGAGUGUGUGAAUCUCUCAUUCGAUAAGAGGCAUUGUGGCUCCUGCAACAACCGGUGCCCCACGGGGGAAUAUUGUGUUUAUGGAAUGUGUGAUUACGCAUAAUAUUGAUGAUGAUGAUGAUUGAAUGAUACGGUGCGUUUGAGUUCGUGAGGUUCGUAAUUUAUUCUUAAUACAAUAAAAUAGCCACUUUAAAACUUGGUGGUUUCUCAAAACAUUAUAGUUUAUAAAAAUUAAUUACGUCUCUUAAAAAAAUCAUUUGAAUGUUUCGAUUGAUAUCUAAAUGUAAUUCUACAAAAGAAGUACUAUAAGAAAUAUGUAUUUGACUACAUUUUCAUUAUUAAUUUAGCUUAUACAAUUUUUGGCCAAGGGGAGAUACUUGAAAGUGUAUA